Messenger RNA from Dermacentor andersoni, 753 nucleotides. The record is from RefSeq and is a predicted model, not a curated record. NCBI's taxonomy places the organism in Eukaryota, Metazoa, Arthropoda, Arachnida, Ixodida, Ixodidae.
AUGGUGGAGAACCUAUUGCUAAAACUGCAAUCUCGCAAUGUGGCCCGAAACAAGCAUAUUCCUUGGAUUGUGCAACCAGUGGUGAAGUCGUUGCCUGCAAAGGCUUGUGGCGACGCUGUUCAAUCGCAGGCCACCCGCCCGGCCUCCGACGCGACGGCCCCCUCCGGCAUACACGCCACCAACGGCCGGACCUGCACCGCCUCCUCCUCCUCCUCCUCCUCCUCCUGGGUACCAGCCACCUGUGUACCAGCCGCCCGUAGUGGUUGGCCCACCAGUGGUCGUCGGGCCACCAGCUGUGUACAUCGGAACACCUAUUGGAGUCGGACCACCGUACGGAAUCCCUCAGGUUCCCACGCCUUCUCCGGCACCGCCGAGGCCAGCAACCAGGCGGCCAGGUCCUGCUUACACUCCGCCCCCAGCAGCAGCGGGUCCCCCUGCUUACCAGCCCCCCUCUUUCCCUCCUGCCGCCCCCCCUCCUUCCUACGAGCCGUACCAGCCCCCUGCGGCAACGCCGGCACCACCCAGAGGCCCUUCACCCUCUCCUCCCUUUGCAACCAGACCUCCGACAAGAAGGCCUUUCCCCACAUACCCUGCAGGCCCGCCAGCUCAAGAGCCGUAAGUAUAAAUUCAAGUGGCUGUAUAGAGGCCACCUUAUACCAGCUGCCCAAUAUCGUACACGAGCGUUCUAAAUGACGUUAUAUGAAAAAAAACGAGUGAUGUUAACUUCAAGGGUUCGUCUUUAAGAACCAUGGA